AAACUCCUCUUCUUUCCUUUGAUUCUUUCCAUUCUUAGCUCUCCAAAAAUUACUCAAUUCUGAAUCUCCUUCAACAUUCAAAUCCCAUCUUUUCCCUGUUAUCUCACACACAGACACACACUAACUCAUAAAGAAAUCUGUCAUCAGAAUCUUGAAACCCACAAGAAUCCCAAUAAAAGGGUAAAUAUUCCCAUCUUUCCUCCUGAUUUCUUGUGCUAAAUGCGAUGGCACCUACACCAUCAUCAAAGCCCCAUUCAAUGAUGCAGACCCCUUCAUCAAAAUCAAAUCCAGCCCAUAAUCAAACCAGAACCCCACAAUCAAAGCAGCGUCUAAAUUUCAACGUUUCUAAGCCAUCUCCGAACCCCAAUUCAUCAGCAAUGGCAAAAGAGAGCAACAACCCACCAGCAGAGCAUCCAGUGGAAGUAAUAGGCCGAAUUCGUGACUACCCAGAUCAGAAAAAGAAUCCCGCUUCAUCCUCAGCCUUGCAGAUCAAUCCUGACAAACAAUCUUUAAGGGUCAAGACUGAAAUUGGGUACAGGGAUUUUAGUUUAGAUGGGGUUUCACUGUCUGAAGAAGAGGAUCUUGAUGCAUUUUACAAGAAAUUCGUUGAGUCACGGAUUAAUGGGGUGAAAUUAGGAGAUAAAUGCACUAUUAUGAUGUACGGGCCAACUGGUGCUGGUAAAAGUCACACCAUGUUUGGGUGUGGAAAGCAGCCAGGGAUUGUGUACAAAUCAUUGAAAGAUAUAUUAUGGGAAGGUGAAGAAGUGGGUGAAGAAAAUGGUGAGAAGUUGGGGCCUGCUACUUUUGUUCAAGUGACUGUAUUGGAGAUAUACAAUGAGGAGAUUUAUGAUUUGCUGUCUACUAAUAAUGGUGGAGGAUUCAAUCUUGGUUGGGCUAAAGGAGGAAGUGCUUCGAAGGUGAGGCUGGAAGUAAUGGGAAAGAAGGCUAAAAAUGCAAGCUUUAUUGCUGGUCAUGAAGCUACAAAGAUAUCAAGGGAGAUACAAAAGGUGGAAAAGCGUAGGAUUGUCAAAAGCACACUCUGUAAUGAGAGAAGUUCUCGGAGCCACUGCAUGAUAAUUCUUGAUGUCCCUACAGUUGGAGGACGGCUAAUGCUUGUAGACAUGGCAGGUUCUGAAAAUAUUGAACAAGCUGGUCAAAAUGGAUUGGAAGCUAAAUUGCAGACAGCAAAAAUUAACCAAGGGAACACAGCACUGAAGCGUGUGGUUGAGUCCAUUGCAAAUGGUGAUUCCCAUGUACCUUUCAGAGACAGCAAGUUAACAAUGCUUCUUCAGGAUUCUUUUGAGGAUGACAAGUCCAAAAUUCUGAUGAUACUCUGUGCCAGCCCUGAUCCUAAGGAGCUGCACAAAACCAUAUCCACUCUAGAAUAUGGUGCUAAAGCUAAGUGCAUAGUUCGUGGUCCUCAUACUCCAAUUAAGGAAAAAGGUGCGGAAGAUUCUUCAUCAGCCGUCAUUUUGGGGUCAAGGAUUGCAGCUAUGGACCAGUUUAUUUACAAGCUACAGAUGGAGAACAAGCUGAGAGAAAAAGAGCGUAAUGAUGCCCAAAAAGAACUUAUGAAGAAGGAAGAAGAAAUUGCUGCCCUCAGGGCUAAAGUUGCCCUUGCAGAAGGAAAAGGACAUGAUACAAUGGAGGAGGAGAUCAAUCUAAAGGCAAAUCAGCAGGUUCAGAAACUGAAAAGUGAAUUGGAGAAGAGGAUACAGGAAUGUGAGAAAAUGGCAGAUGAGUUAAUUGAAAUGGAAAGGAGGAAGAUGGAAAAUGUGGUACUUCAAUUUCAACAAGAGUCUGAAAUGCUUCGACAGCGUUUGAGAGAACUUGAAUCUGAGCUGUACAAAUCACGGGUUGGAGGUGGAUCCCUGGACAUGGAUGGAAACAACUUUGUUAGGAAGCUGUUGGAUACCUAUUCUGAAGAUUCAGGGAUGGUGAAAUCAAUGGAUUUGGACAAAUCAUAUGACUUGGAUGCUGGAAAGCAAGAAGUGCUGGUUUUUAAAGCAGGAAACGGUGAAACCAAAAGUUAUUUGGAUUUUGACAGUAGAAAGAACUCAAGAGAUGACAAAGAUUAUGAUGAUCUUCUCGUUCGGAGCUUUUCCAGCAAGGGAUGUUUGAGCACUGUAUUUGAGGAGGAUGAAGAAGAAGGUAGUGGGGAUGACAAAGAGAAGUUCUCAGAUGAAGAAGUUCAGAAAGAGGUAAUAGAGGAAAAGAAGGUCUGUUCGAGCACACUGGCAACCAAGGCUCCAUCUAUUCCUGAAGUUUCAUCUCAGAAUCAAGACAAAGUAGAGAACUUCAGAGAGACAUUAGUGGAUAAACUUUUGCAAGCAGAAUCACCCAGUGAACCUGAAAGUGCUCAAGAUACAGCCUCUUCCAGGCUAAUGAGGAUACAAAACAUAUUCACCCUUUGUGGGAAUCACAGAGAGCUCUCUCACCACAUCAGAACUCCUAUGCCUGCCCUAAAGAGGUCCGAGAAUAUUGACCCCAUGGCAUCACCAGUGAGGACAACUGAAGAGGGCUCGGAUGCAAAGUCAAUUAGUGAUGUUAAACUGCUUCAGAAAAGCCUCUCCAAGGAUCUUUUGGUGUCAGACAUCCCUGAAAAUUUUCAGACACCGAUGGGAAACAAGAAGAUGGCACCUAGUUCUUUUGAGAGUACCUUAGCCUCAAAGGAGAACUGCAAUCCUAUUGAUGAAAAAAUUGGAGACCUUGAUGUUUAUGUGAAAUGGGAGGCAUCAAUGGAGAACCCUGGGAAGUUCAUCACUACACUAAAGGUUGUCAAAGAUUCAACUCUUGCUGAUCUGCGGAAGUUGAUAGAAAUUCAUCUUGGCGGAGAUAAUCAAGCAUUUACUUUCCUUGUGCUCGGGGAUCCUUCUGGUGCUCCAGUGCCAAGAGAAAAAGAGGCGACAAUGCAGGCAUCGAAGCUACCAAUUUGCAACAACCAGCUUCCAGGCCGCCUAGCUUGUUUGCGCCCAUUAAAAGGAACCCGGAACGCCCCUCACCAUCUUCCUUUGAGUCCACUGGAAAACAAACUGCCAUUGACUCCAAUUUCAAAUGUUACAAAGCACUGUGAUUAUCUCUCUCCAGAAUUACCUACACACCUGGAUUCAACCCCUUUUGUGACUCUGCGUAGAUAUUAGGUUCGAUGAUUAGUAGUUUGAUUAUGCAGGUUGUGAUUGUGUAUCAGUGGUAUGAAGUGUGUAUUCUUCUGAUCACGAAACAGCCUCUUUGAGUACAUAUGCAUAUGUACUCUUGGUAUCUGUAAGCUUUUUUGUGGUUUGAAUU
Messenger RNA from Coffea eugenioides, 3285 nucleotides. Its product is annotated as kinesin-like protein KIN-10A. Gene Ontology annotation, molecular function: microtubule binding; ATP hydrolysis activity; ATP binding. The record is from RefSeq and is a predicted model, not a curated record. The coding region runs from base 225 to 3140 and encodes 971 amino acids. The transcript is spliced from 6 exons. Gene Ontology annotation, biological process: microtubule-based movement. NCBI's taxonomy places the organism in Eukaryota, Viridiplantae, Streptophyta, Magnoliopsida, Gentianales, Rubiaceae. Gene Ontology annotation, cellular component: microtubule; kinesin complex.